Molecule: messenger RNA, 5030 nt
Organism: Portunus trituberculatus (swimming crab)
Lineage: Eukaryota; Metazoa; Arthropoda; Malacostraca; Decapoda; Portunidae
Gene: Rbcn-3B
Product: WD repeat-containing protein 7-like
Cellular component (GO): cytoplasm
Molecular function (GO): protein binding
Source: RefSeq, a predicted model, not a curated record
CCUCCACUGUUCUUCUUUAUUUUCCUCCAGUUUUCCUCCUCCCCCCGCCCCCCUAGCUAUCAUCCAUCAUGGGGUCGCUGAAUCUGGUAGUGCCGCUGGUGAUGUGGGGUCGGGAGGCGCCCACACACGACAUCUCCUGUGUGAUGUUGACCCGGGAUGUUCAGACAGUGGUGACGGGUUCCAGGGACGGGCAAAUUUGUGUAUGGGACUUUGAUCCGCCCAACCUCAAGGUGACCCCGCGGUGCCUGCUAGUGGGGCACACCUCAGCCGUGACCUGCCUUGCCCCGGGCGGCUCAGCACACGGCACUUCCUACAUUGUCAGCUCUUCAGAAACUGGAGAGAUGUGUACUUGGGAUCUACGCGACGGGCGGUGUGUGGAGGUGCUCAGAUCGCCAAACGUACACACCGCCAUGACUUCCUACCAGAUGUUAAACGUGGAUGAGGUUCGCGUCUUCUGUGUAGGCAAUUACCCAGAAAUCCUUGUUUAUGACCCCUACACCUUGGAUAUCCUCUUCUCCCUGGCCGCGCGGAUACAGCCUGACUGGAUAUCCGCCCUCCACAUCCUCCGACCACCGAGACGCAAUGAUGAGGUGGUGCUGGGGGUGACGACAGCAGGCUGGGUGAAGGUUUGGACAGUGAGCGAGAGAGAUGUAAGACCGAGGGAACCAAUAUUUGAACAUGAAUCUAAGAUGAUCCACUCAUUAAAUGCACGUUGUCUUGUCUGCUGUACCUACAAUCAACGCACAGUCCUGGUGGUCUCGCAGGGGGACUGGCAGGUGUAUUUAUGAUGCGGGGAUUUCUCGCAACUUUGCCGGGUGUGUGUGGGGCCGGGGGAGCACUGGAUGGGGGGCGACUUCCUCUCAGCGGACCGCAUCAUUGUGUGGACCGACCAGGGCCAGGCAUACAUCUACAAAUUGCCCACUAAGGCUCUCAAGGGCAAAGCAGUUGGCUGCAUCGUGGAGAGCCGAGCCUUCCACAACAAGCAGGUGGAAGGCGACAACCCAGUCAUGUAUGGCAUUGUGAGGCCCAAGACAGAGGAGCAGCUGAUCAACGCCCCGGCCUGGCAGUUUAUGACCAUUCCUUUAGAGAGCGGUGCGGAGAAAUUGCUCAUCCGACUUGUAUCAGUCCCUCAGAUUAAGCUGUGGCGACUAGCAGAUGUAUCAGACCACCAGCUGCAGCAGAUCCAGCAGGUGCAGCCCUUCCAGGCACUGCUGUUUCCACCCACGCUGCACCACUCCCUCACCAAGGCCUGGGCUGCCAUGAUGCCCCCUCCUAUUGGAGUUUUAGACCAGCUGGAGGGAGAGAAGAAUCCACCUCGUAUCUCGGCCAGCCUCUUCCUCCCGCUCCAGGGCCGACUAGCAUGUGGACGGGAGGACGGCUCAAUCAUCCUGGUGCCCGCUACAGAGACUAUCAUGUUGCACCUCCUUCACGGCAAACACCACGAUUACCACAACUGGGCUCAACCAAUGGUGUUGCGAGGUCACCAGGGGCGCGUCAACUGCCUGCUGUACCCACAUGGAGAGAGCCAGCGUUACGACAUGGCCCAUUUAGUGUCUGGGGGCAUGGAUUUCUCAAUUUGUGUGUGGGACAUGUACACAGGCCAGCUGGUCCAUCGGUUCGUGGUGCAGGCUGGACAGGUGUUGCAGCUCCUUGUGCCUCCUCCCUCUUGCACGCCACGCAUCCAGAACUGCAUCUUGAGUGUCUCCGAGGACCACAGUGUUGCCUUAUUGAGCAUCAAGGAGAGGAAGCUGGUACUGCUGGCCUCCAAACACCUCUACCCUGUCAGUGCCAUCAAGUGGAGGCCAGAACAUGACUUUCUGAUGGUCGCCACUCAGGAUGGAUCGGUCUAUGUGUGGCAGAUGGAGACAGGCCACUUGGAUAGGGUGCUACAGGGUGUGACAGCCGAGGAGGUGCUUGGGGCCUGCGACGAGCACUCCACAGCGUCAGGGGGAGGUGCUGGUGGUGCUGGCUCGGAGGUCGGGCUCGCCAAUCCUGCCGUGCAUCUCUUCCGAGGAUUGAGACAUAGAAAUUUGGCUGCUAUUAGACAUGCUGCUCAGCGUGGGAUUCAGCAGGUGUUGGGUGAGCAGAACAACUACCAGGACAUCCACGACAGCUCUAAGAUGCGGACCUGUCCCUUGAUGAUUCAGGGUCUGCGUACCAACAAGCAAGACGCAAACUCUCAUGUCCUCUUCUUCGACAUUGAGGCUCUGAUAGUGCAGCUGCUGAGUGAUGAAUACACCCUAAUGUCUCCCGGCACCCUAGAAGCCCACGAGUUGAUUAUGAGCAGCCAGUACCAACGUAUGAACAUCCUUACUCACCCUGCCUCACCCGAAGCUGCCAAGAAGAUCGCAGAAUUUUUUGGCAAGGUGAAAGACAAGGCAGGAGAAAUGGAGAAAAAAAUGAAGGAAAAGGAUAAACAUGACCUCCUGACUCGCGCUAAGGACAAAGCAGCAAGCAGUGUGGAGAGGAUGGUUCGGGAAAGAGAGCAGCAGGGCUUGUUGUCCCGCAUGAAGGAAGGUGCGGAAAGUGUUCACAAUUUGAUACAGAACAAGGUGGAACAGACAGGCUUCCGUCCAUCGUCUCUGUCCACUUGUAAGGAUGGCAGCAGUAGCAGGGUUCAGAUUCCUCGCCACCUGGAUGUCACCGCCCAGACGCUGCAGAUUGGCCAGAUGCUAAUGUCACUCCUUCACUCCUGGGGCCUUGAUCAGUCCCUCGACCACACCUGUGAGCACAUCCUGGGUCUCCUCAAGCCUAGGGUACCAGUUUCCUAUGGGCUCAUCUCAAAGUCUGGGUACAUGUCACUGUUCAUGCCCACGUGGCACCCAGUCCGCCCCGCUGACAUGCCGCCAAUGACCACCCCGGAGCUGGCCUCAGAGCUGCCCCCAGAGAUGAUACAGCUGGAGCACCACACACAGGUGUUCACCGGGCGUGGCCACUGGGAGGUGUCUCCGGCCCUCACCACACACCACCUGUUGGCGCUGGUGUCUGUGGCCAAUACUCUGCAGGACAUGAACGCAGCUACUCUUGUGCCGGAGCAGGAGAGGCGUCGUAAGAACUAUAUCCAAAACUCCAAGACCACCACCGCCACCACCGCCGGAGAGGAUGAAUUUAGCAGGCAGCAGUCGGUGAUCAAGCAGGGAUGGUCAACACUCACCGCCCUGCACACCGUCCUGCUGCCAGACUGCGUGACAGCUGCGGGGGCGCCCUCCUACCAACCCCCCAUGGUGGAGAUCCUGGCACGGCGCUGGCAAGAUCGAUGUCAGGAGGUCCGCGAGGCAGCCCAGGCCCUGUUGAAGACCGAAUUGAGCCGCAUGGGGGUGUCCGGACGGCAGCAGCUGGUGGUGGAAUGGGCGCCCCACCUCCCCACCCACACUGACCCCCUUCCCACCACCACCACCACCGCCCACUUCAACAGUCACCACCACGAUGCUGCUCACCCACCACGCUCUGAGCAUGCUAGUCUCAAGGGGUCGUCCAGCACCACCUCCUCCCUCCCCACCACUAACGGGGCGCCCAUGCCGGGAGUGGGUGGCGGCGGCGGCAGUGUUCAGGGUGGAGGUGGGGAGCGGGGCAUGGAGCCACACCCCCACCUUGAUGAAGACCACUAUGAUGAGGAGAUGGAUGGCGAGACGUGCCGUGAGAUCAUAGCACAGUCCGAGGGGCGUCGCAAGCAGGCCACAGCAAUAAUCCUGCUUGGGGUGAUUGGUGCAUACCACGGCCAGGACGCUGCCGAGGGCUUUGGUCUGGGCACCCUCGCCAUGCAGACCAGCAAGGCUCUAGCAUACUUAGUGCUGGCCCCCCCUGGCUCCAAACUGCCGGCACACAACCCCCUCCGCAGGGCUGCCAUAGAUCUAAUUGGACGGGGCUUUCCUGUGUGGGAGCCCUACCUCGAUGUGGCCAAGGUGUUGCUGGCUCUCCUGGACUUCUGUGCUGACACUGACCGACUUGCCCCCAGCAUGAAGUAUGGUUUACCACUGAUCCCUGAAGCCGACACUUGCCGCACUGCCUCCAACGCACUCACCCUGAUUGCCGAGGCCCGCCCACCAGCCUUCAUCACCACCAUGGCCCGGGAAGUGGCUCGCUUCAAUGCCCUCCAGCAAAACGCACAAAGCCUGCAACUCAACAUCCACAACACAGUGUUACAUCGCGCCAAAACAGAGAUUUUGCGCGUCAUGGAGUACCUGAUUGUGCAUAAACGCUGCCACAUAAUGGACUUAAUGGUUGAGGUAAUGGACAUAAUCCUUCACUGUGUUGACGCUGGCCACCUUAAGAGUCGUGGUCUGAAUGAGGUGUUCCCUUCCAUCUGUGGGUUCCCUCAGGUCUCCCACUGCCCACACACCCGCCGCAUUGCCACAGGGGCCAAGAACGGAGCUAUCGCCAUGUAUGAACUGCGGGCGUCUAAGUGUCAGGUGAUUCCAGCCCACACCACCGCCAUCACAGCCGUCAGCUUCUCUCCUGAUGGGAAGUACCUGGCGUCUUACUCUAUGGGGGAGAACAAGCUGUCCUUCUGGCAGACUUCUUCAGGGAUGUUUGGUCUAGGCGCCUCACAAACCAAAUGCACCAAGACCUUUUCGACAAUCCCCAUGCCAGACAUAGUACGGAUGAACCCACAACGGCUGCCAAAACUGGUGUGGAUAUCAAACAGAACAGUGGUCCACAUGAUGGCUGAUGGAACAGAACACCGAUUCAACGCUUAAUGGAAACGGACGGCGGAAAUCUUGGCCCACACUUGACGAAAUGGUAGAUUGAGCCGGAUGGAGUGGAUGUUUUGACUGGAGAGGUGGGUGGAAGGGAGAAGUGAGUGGAUAAAUGCAAGAAGUGACUGGAUAAAUGGAUGUAAGAGGGAAUAAUGCUUUUGUUAAUGAAGCAGACUGGAGAUAUUAAUUAAUGGAAUAGAAUAAGCUGAUAUUUCACGACUGACUGGAUGGAUGGGUGGAGAGAUGGAGAGAAAGGGAGAGGGGGUAGGUGACGGAUUUGGAGAGAAAAAAAGUUUAGGAUGGAGAGAAUUUGAUGGAGAGAAGCGUGAGAGG